CGACCCCGAAUAUAAGGCGACCUGCAGUUUCAGGAGGCCAAACAAAUGUAAAAAUAAUUUUUGGUAGAAAUUAAUGUGAAAAUUCAUUAGACAUACAUUUUGUGUUGAUAAAUCGUUUUUGCAUUUAUGUAUAACAAUUAAUUUAUAUUUAUCACUUUACUUAUUUAAAAUAAGUUUGAAUGGCCUACCCUAAAAGUCAAAAGAAAACAAUUAGAAAAUAUUUACACUUUUAAAUAUUACACUAGAAAUUUUUUCGUGUUUACUCUAAUGAAGCUGCAUAAUUGUCAUCUUCAGAGCUGUUUAUUUGUCUAGAGCUCGUUCCCCGCCGUUCCACCCAUGUGUGAUUGUUGAUUUUUCACAGUUUACUGUAUCUACGAAUUUAAAAUUUUUACAAUGGCUAUUAAUCACUCUUAAAAUACAGCAUUUAACUUUCCGUUUGACUUAAGCUACGUAUUACCACAGAACAAGGUGUAUUACUAUUUAGUAGUGUGUUUAACGUAAAAAAAGCAAACAAAUAAUGCAUCUUGCCGGAACAAAACAAGUGGCUAGCUGACAUGAUGAAGCAUACGGCCAUGAAUAACUUCGGUUACGUGACCGCGUAUAUUUGUCCAUAUUACUCUCUGACAGAGAGAGUCUGUUCUAUGAAUUUGAAAGAAUAAUCUAUUAUAAUUAUGAAAGGUUUUUACAUAAAUAAAGAGUGGAUUAUUAAAAUAGCUUUUGAAGCAACGUACCAAAUUCCUGUUAAUAUGGCGUCUUCGAGCGUGUUCGGCAAUGUUCGUUUUACAACAAAGAAAUAUUGUGGAAAGACAGUUGGCAGCCGUGAAUUUCCAUACAUUACAUCCGAAAUGUUUGUAAACGUAAACAAUCGUUCUGAAAAUAACUGUGAUAUUUUAGUACAAAUAUUUCAGUUAAAAAUCUGAAGAUAAAUUACCGUAAAUGUUAACACGCGAUUGUACACAAAGUACAAAUAUGAAUUGUGAAAUAAAAGGUUGCCAUUUUGAGAUGCUUCAACAUUCACGUUUUUACUCAAGAACAAAUAUUUUAAUUUUCAACUUCAAACAAUUGUAAAUUACUGCAAUAUUAGGUGGAUUUAUUGUUUUUACCGUGUGAGCACAGGCACCGUGUGGUGGUUCCUGUCGGGCGGUGAUCUGCGCCAAGUAGAGCUGCACUACAGCUCGCACGUGGAUGUGGGCGUGUUCGCCUUGGACUCUGGCGCCAACGUGUCGACACACGUACACCCAGCCCCGUGGGCCGCCGGCGGCAACAGGUGUGCUUUCUCGGCACCGUACCUGAUGUGCCUGUCGAAGCAAGGGGAGGAGACGGUGCUGACAACUCUGGACUGCGAGGGAGGGGCGGUCGAGAGCCGGCCGCUGGCGGAGCUGGUGGACGACGACUCGCUUCGCGGUCCGGAGGCCGUCGUGGAGCCUGUCCCGGGAGGCGUCCCGGCCGUGGCCCUGGUGGGCGCCGAGUCCUCCAAGUACCUCAUCUACCGCCACGGCUCAGGGCUGAGGAGCUUCGUGGCCCCUCUGCCCACCGCGUCGUCGCUGACGGUGACGUUCCUGGAGGAGGACCUCGCCUUGCACUUCACGGAGCCCGGACCUCACGGCGUGGAUCUGCAAGUGGCGGACCUGCUGACGGGAGACCUCCUCUCGGAGUUGUCGGGGAGGCUGGAUGCAGAGCUGCCGGCCCACUGGUCCAUCUCCGCGGCCACCUGCGGCUCCCGCAAAGGGCGUGGGCCCGGGUGCAAGAUCCUCUUCAGCUGCCUGGACCACUCCAUAGCCCUGGUCAUGCAUCCAGGUAAAACAGUGUGGGUGCGUGAGGAAGCACUGGCAUCCAUUAUAGCAGUCGAAAUGUUGGAUCUUCCGGUGUCCGACACGGAUGCAGCCAUCGAACAGGAAUUUGACCACAAAGAGUCGGGAUUCGUCGGCAUGUUCGUGCACCGCAUCGCCAGCCAGCUGUUCCAGCUGCGCGCCGCGCUGCUCGCCGUGCUGGGCAUGGGCGACUCCCAGUCGGACGGUGAUCGGGCGGGCCUCGUGCGCGACGAGUUCGGCCUGCACAAGGUCAUCGUGGCGGCCACCGCGUCCGGCAAGGUGUUUGGCAUCGACAACCUGAACGGCGAGGUGUUGUGGCAGCACUGGCUGGAAGACGGGGAGCCCUUCACGAGUGGAACAUCGCACAAACCACACGCAGUCCUCUUUGUUCAGAGAACCAACAGGCACUUCCCAAAGCCUGCCCAGUGUGUUCUGGUGUUGAGAAGCAAGGCGACCGGGGAGGGCCUGCUGCUGGUGUUCAACCCGAUCACGGGGCAGGCGGUGGACGGGGGGCCCGAGCGGCUGGGCUACGCCGUGAGGCAGGCCUCCCUCCUGCACCAGCCGGGCAGGGACUCCGUGCGGGGCGUGCUGCUGCUCGACACGGCCGGGCGGCUGCACGUGUUCCCGAAGAGCGCCCGGGAGGUGGCCGUCUCCGUGGCCCCGGCCACCUUCCUGUUCACCGCGGAGCCGGGCGGGACGCUCACGGGCCACUCCCUGGCCUUCUCCCGCGGAGACGAACUGGUGGCGAAGCCAGUGUGGACUGUGAGGCUGACGGACAGAAUCACAGCCAUCGUGGGGAAGAGUCCCCUGGAGCGGGUCCACUCCCAGGGCAGAGUCCUGGGCGACCGCAGCGUCCUCUACAAGUACGUCAACCCCAACUUGGUGGCGGUGGUGACCGAGGCCACGGACGCUGUGCACAAAUUCGUGACGAGUGUGUACCUGCUGGACGUGGUGUCUGGGUCGGUGGUGUUCUCCACGGUGCACCGCCGGGCACGGGGCCCCGUCCACCUGGUGCACUCGGAGAACUGGGUGGUCUACACCUACUUCAGCGACAAGUUCCGUCGCACCGAGCUGGUGGCCCUUGAGCUGUACGAGGGCAAGGUCCAGAGCAACACCACAGCGUUUUCAUCCGUGUCGACUCCUCUGCAGCCGAUAGUUGACCGGCAGGCAUUCAUACUGCCCUCACAUGUGCAGUCCAUGAAGGAGACUAUAACCGAGAAAGGAAUUACCAGCAAGCACAUUCUAGUCGCCCUGGCGAGCGGCUGGGUGCUGGAGCUGCCGUGGGUGUUCGUGGACCCGCGCCGCCCCAGCACGGUGACCCCGGAGAUGCGCGAGGAGGGCGUGAUCCCCUACAUGCCGGAGCUGCCCCUCCCGUCGGACUCCGUCAUCAACUACAACCAGACGCUGGAGCGGGUCCGGGGGAUCCACACGUCGCCCAGCGGCCUCGAGUCCACCUGCCUGGUGCUGGUGUACGGCCUGGAUGUAUUUUACACGCGUGUGGCACCAUCGAAAACAUUUGAUCUUUUGAAGGAAGAUUUUGACUACUACCUGAUCACAGUGGUGCUAUCAGCUCUUCUGAUUGCAUCGUACGUCACCAAGAAGUUGGCGUCCAAGAAAGCGCUGAAGCAGGCGUGGAAAUGACUGUUGUCCAAUCAGCGCAGCACUUCUUCCAUCCUGCUGUUGAGAUGCUGGUCAUCAAUUAAGUUUCUCAUUUUGUAGUUAACAGCUCACAGAAGGGAGCAGAAAAAAUUUGUGUAUGUUUUACCAGUUGGCUAGGACAGAACUUGUUGGAAUGGAAAGUAAAGCAGUGAUGUGAUUUUGUUAGAUUGUUCGAUUUAAUGUAAUUUUGUUGUUGUUGUUGGUGAUUGAAUCUUUUAUGUGGUUGUAAAAUUGUAAAUUAUUUGUAUUAAAAAUAAAUGUUUUGUGUUUUUUAAAGGACACAUGUUUCCAAUGUUAA
Messenger RNA from Bacillus rossius redtenbacheri, 3768 nucleotides. RefSeq names its product ER membrane protein complex subunit 1 (gene EMC1). The transcript has 13 exons. The record is from RefSeq and is a predicted model, not a curated record. The coding region runs from base 1293 to 3452 and encodes 719 amino acids. Gene Ontology annotation, cellular component: EMC complex. Lineage: Eukaryota; Metazoa; Arthropoda; Insecta; Phasmatodea; Bacillidae. Gene Ontology annotation, molecular function: protein binding. Gene Ontology annotation, biological process: protein folding in endoplasmic reticulum.